Paramisgurnus dabryanus is the source of this 3586-nucleotide messenger RNA. RefSeq names its product zDHHC palmitoyltransferase 21 (gene zdhhc21). Gene Ontology annotation, molecular function: protein-cysteine S-palmitoyltransferase activity. The record is from RefSeq and is a predicted model, not a curated record. Gene Ontology annotation, cellular component: Golgi apparatus; endoplasmic reticulum. Gene Ontology annotation, biological process: peptidyl-L-cysteine S-palmitoylation; protein targeting to membrane. NCBI's taxonomy places the organism in Eukaryota, Metazoa, Chordata, Actinopteri, Cypriniformes, Cobitidae.
ACACCUCGCGGCUUCCGUACAAUCACAGUCCAGGAAGAGGUGAUAUCUUCCAAUCUUCAGAAACCAACGUCAAAUACUCCACACGUUAGUGUGCUCAGCGCAUAAGUUCAUUGGUAAAUAUGAUUUUAAGUCGGGCUAUUUGACGUAACGUUUGUUUUCUCAUUGUGUGCGUUUGUAUUUCGAGAUAUUUCUUCAGCUGUUUACCAGGUUGUCAUGGCUAAGACCAAGCUGGUGCUUUCUGUGGACUGAAGCCAUUAAAGAGGCGCAAUACUCACUGAUGUUAAGGAGCUGCAUCAGUUAUCCUGCCACGUACGCUAUCCGGAAAAGAUGAAGCUACGUCUGCAUUUUGUGGUGGACCCCAUGGGCUGGUUCUGCAUAAGCACGGUGCUGUUUAUCUGGUUUUACAACACCCUUCUCAUUCCCAAGCUGGUGCUGUUGCCACACUAUGCAGAGGGACACAUACCUGCUGCACUAGUGGUCUGUUACUAUCUAGCAUCGCUGCUGUGUGUCUCAGCACUGCUCAGGGCUUCCACUGCAGACCCUGGAAGACUUGCCCAGGAUCCCAAAAUUCCACUUGCAGAGAGAGACGAUUGGGAACUCUGCAAUAAAUGCAACAUGAUGAGGCCAAAGAGGUCACACCACUGCAGCCGCUGCGGCCACUGUGUGCGUCGCAUGGACCACCACUGUCCCUGGAUUAAUAAUUGUGUUGGGGAGGAUAACCACUGGCUCUUUUUGCAGCUGUGUUUUUACACUCAGGUUCUGAGUCUUUACACGCUCGUGUUGGACUUUUGCCAGUAUUACUACUUCCAGCCACUGUCCUCGGUGGACCGGGGGGAGUUUGCAGUACGUCACGAAUUAGCUCUAAUACGUGUGUCCUGUUUCAUGGGUCUGCUCAUGUUUGGGGGAAUGAGCGGCCUUUUCUACUCGCAGGUCAAUGGCAUCCUUGCAGACACGACUACUAUAGAGAAGAUGUCCCACAUGAUGGAAGAUGUUGGCCCAGGGCGGUCGUGGCAACAAGCGAUGGCUGAGGUGUUUGGCACUCGCUGGAAGAUCCUUUGGUUCCUGCCGUUCAGGAGCAGACGGCCUCUAAAGCUCAACCUGACCUCCCGCUCUCAUGUAUAGACAGACAGACAGAGACUCGCACAUCAAUCCAGCGGUGAAGGUCAACCUCUGCCCUCUCUCUCUCUUCUCUUGUUCUCAGUUAAAUCGUCUUCACAAUGGCUCAGUCUCAGCUCUAAUGGAUCAAACUCCUUCAGGUUCUUCAUAAAAACCUGACUAUAUAGAUACAUCAAACAGAAUACUGCUGUACAAUCGGUGUCAUGUUGAAAAUGUAGUUGUAAGGAUUAAGGAUGAAACAAGUUGAAGCUUUGUUGUUUCCAGGACAACCCUUAUUUGUGUAGAUCUAUGUCUGGGUCACGUGAGAAGUUGUCAUGCAUGAGAAGUGGAGUGGGCGGAGUCUGAUGUCUUGGUUUAUGGCCCUAAUGGUUGAUGGCUCUUGAGGUGAGGCGUGACCUCUGGCAUGAGUGAAAGACACUGCUGUAGUCCAAAUGCCUAACAACACACACACACAAACACACACACACACACAAAAAAAUAACAAAUAGAAACAUGGUUUACUAUCUUGCAUAUUACACAUACCUCACCAAGCACUGCUAAUGCCACUACUGAACAUUCGACUACUAUAUAAUUUUAUUUCAUUUUAUAAUUUUCGUAUUUGUGCCUUUUUAAAAUCCAAAGGUUUUUAACUUAUUGUGUUUUUUUAAGUAUUUGUUUACAUUUAGAUCACAUUUUUUAAGUCUCACUUAAAAAACUACAUUUUUUAUGUCUUUGAGGGAGCAUUUAAACCAAUCAUAAUAAUAAUUUAUAAAGUUUUGUUUGUGAUAAUAGUAUUGUUAUAAUAUUCAGAGAAGUCAAAGUUACGAGCAAACAAUAUGCAUUUUAAAAUAUAGAUAAAAUUAUUUGCUUUACUGAUGUUCAUUUACUUUUGUAAAUCAAAUGGGGGAAGGGUGAAACAUGAUUAACUUAUUAUUUUUUAUUGUUUAUAAUUUUUGGCCAGUUUUAAAACAAUGUUAUUGCACUGAGGCCCAUUACUAAAUUAGAUUUGUGUCAUUAAAUUGACUUUAUUACACUGUCAGAAAUAAAAGUAUGAAAGUUGUCAGUGGGAUGCUACCCUUUAGAAACGUCCUAUUUAGGGACAAAUAUGUGCCUAUCUAGUUUCAGUUUACCUUUGAAGUAAUAUGCACUCUUUAGGUACAAAGAUGUACUUUUUUAAAUGGUCUCGCCUCAGUGACAGCUUUUAUACUUUUGUACUCAUUUCAGAUCAACCCCGAAAUCUAGGAGCGAAUCACCUAUUGUCUGAAGUGCCUCUAAACAUGGAGUUUUUACUAAAUUUUUUCAAAGAACAGUUGUUACAAUAACUGACUUUGUAUGAAGUGCACAUUGUACCACCACAACUGUUUGGAUCACGUUUACUUUUCCAGUCUGUUUCACCUGAAUACAGAAUAAUGAAUCAUUCUUUCAUGUUUUUGAAAAAACUAUUUUGCCUAAUAUGUCUUUGUUAAUGUUUUAAACUUGUUGGUUGUGGUCACAGUUGUGGUUGAAAGGUCAGUGGCUGGUAUGAAUGAAUGCUGACAUUUUGCUCUGACAUUAUGAGAAAGAAAAUCAUGUGUAGUGGUUUCAUUACAAAAAUGGACACUACUAUUCUAGUCUAAAUUAUUUUGUAUAUGGCAACUGGAUAUUAGUUCCUUAUUUUAUUUAUCUUGCGAAACACUCCAAUAAAUUGAAGUUAUGAAAUGGCAACUUUUUUGUGUUACAACAAUUUAAAGCAAACAUCUUUAUCUCUCAACAGUAACUACAUCACAAAUCCUGUUGUUGUUUUAAAGCUUUUAUCUCAUUCUUUUUUCUAUUUGUGAUAUUAUAUUAGGGGCUCAUGUAACUGGCUAUGAAAGUAAUACUUGCUGGGUUUUUGAAUUGUUUAAGGGAGUUCAUCUUCACUGGUUUUUAAUAUUUGAAAAAUGUUUGAGCCUUUUUGUUGCCUUUUAUUAGUUUUUUUUACAUUUUAAGGAUCUUUUUAUGGGUAAUCUGAUUAUUGUCAUUCUGGUGAACGGUACAGCACAGAGACUAUUUGACUCCAUUACCUGACUCAUAUGACUAAUGAAAUUUAUGUAAUAUGUUAAACAUUACGGCACUCUAAUAUUCUUAUAUUAGCCUUAUAUAAAUUAUUAAGAGAGCUUAUAUAAGAAGAUUAUUACUCAUUUUAGGUAUACCUCAUAUUCAUAUAUCUGUAUCUCCAUUAUAAAGCAAUAGAAUUUAUUCACUUAUAGCAAAUACUACUAUUGUAUGUAUAGUAGAUCACUGAACAUUAUUUCAAUUUACUCAUUAAUAUUGAAAGUACUUAUGCUAUUUAGAAAAGUGACUCUUCAGGAUUGAUUGAUAUUGGAAUGAUAUUGGUCACGGUGUUUAUAUUUUUUGUUUAUUUGUGGUGUCAGUCAAAGUGUUUAUUUUGUAAUCUUUGGUUUUUGAAGUAUAUCAGAGAGAAAUUAUUUAUGCAGCCUUGUUUUUUUUAAAUAAAAGAUUUUGGCCUGAA